Molecule: messenger RNA, 1155 nt
Organism: Gastrolobium bilobum
Lineage: Eukaryota; Viridiplantae; Streptophyta; Magnoliopsida; Fabales; Fabaceae
Product: transcription repressor OFP5
Exons: 1
Coding region: 1-1155 (384 amino acids)
Biological process (GO): negative regulation of DNA-templated transcription
Source: RefSeq, a predicted model, not a curated record
AUGAAGUUGGGUGGAAGAAAACCUUCUUCUUCUAGGCCUUCUUUAAUCUCUCAUGUAUCUCCUUUUUCAUGGCUAUCCAAGUUCAAGCAGAUGAGAAUCAACUCAGAGGCAAAACCUGAAAAACUGAAGCAGAAUGAAAAGCUGAACUCUCCAUCUGAUAGUUCACCACACAAUGCUUGUGGGAAUAGAGGCAGGUUUUAUGGUGGGGAUGAUGAUGCUUUCUGGAGACUGUCAUUUGGUGAAGAGGGUAAUGAGCAUAAGAAAAGGGAAGAUAUUCUGAAACCUGUAGGGUACAAUUUGGAUGCUGAGCAUGUCAUUCCAUCCUCAAGUUGCACUAGUGGUAAACAUAAUGCUAAAAGACAUGGAACAAGAGAAGGCACUUUGAAGUUCAAGAAGAAAGAUGUUGGGCUGAGAGAAGAUAGCAAAUUGCUGAAUGAAAAAAAUAGUGCACAGGAACUUGAGUACUUAAGGAGGAGAUAUGAGAGGAAAGCACAAAGAAUUUUGCAAGAGCAACUCUUGAAAUUAGAAAAAGUAUCAGAGGAAGCUGAAUCUGCAUCAAGUAAAUCCUUAGAAAAGGAUGUGCUGCAAUUUGAAUCCCCUAGGACAAUUUGUACACCAAGAACACAUUUGUUUUCCUCUUCUGUAGAUUCAAAGAAAUUGGGCUCUGAGAAUUGGAAACAAACUCAGGAGUUGAAAGCAAAGAUUAACAAGCAUAGGCAAUCACUUCAUGUGAGUAGAGGAGUCCAAAGGAGGAAACCAAAGCACAGCACCAGGGUCAGAGUAUAUUCUCCAAGGAUGACUUCCAAGGUUGAAAUCUGCAAAAUAAAGGGCAUUGAAGACAAGAAGAAAGCAAAACUAAAGAUGAAGAAAGAAGAGGAAAUUGUGGAGGAAACAGCAGGGUUAGAUAGCUUUGCUGUGGUGAAAUGUUCCUUGGAUCCACAACAAGAUUUCAGAGAUUCAAUGAUUGAGAUGAUCAUAGAGAAACAGAUCAGCCGGCCAGAAGAAAUGGAAGAGCUCUUAGCAUGUUAUCUUACUUUGAAUUCUAAUGAGUAUCAUGAUAUCAUCAUCAGAGUUUUCAGGCAGGUAUGGUUACAUCUGAGCCAAGCUAGUUUGGGUAUUAAAUCAGAUAAGCAAUGUUGUUGUUAUGAUUAUUAA